Molecule: messenger RNA, 1305 nt
Organism: Microtus oregoni (creeping vole)
Lineage: Eukaryota; Metazoa; Chordata; Mammalia; Rodentia; Cricetidae
Product: charged multivesicular body protein 1b-2
Exons: 8
Coding region: 137-736 (199 amino acids)
Biological process (GO): endosome transport via multivesicular body sorting pathway; protein transport; late endosome to vacuole transport
Cellular component (GO): ESCRT III complex; multivesicular body
Source: RefSeq, a predicted model, not a curated record
CAGGAAGUGGCUCGGAACCCCAGAAGCCUGGAGCAGCGCCUGCCUCCCCGCACCCUAGCGACCCGCCACCGGUCCAGUCCCUGUCCCUAGUGUUAAAGCCCCCACCCCCCUCCGAGCCCCGCGAACUCGUGAGAUCAUGUCGAACAUGGAGAAACACUUAUUUAGCUUGAAGUUUGCUGCAAAAGAACUUAAUAGGAAUGCCAAGAAAUGUGAUAAAGAAGAAAAAGCUGAAAAGGCCAAGAUAAAAAAGGCCAUUCAGAAAGGCAAUACAGAAGUUGCAAGAAUUCAUGCUGAAAAUGCAAUCCGUCAGAAAAACCAGGCAAUCAAUUUCUUGAGAAUGAGUGCUAGGGUUGAUGCUGUGGCAGCCAGAGUUCAAACUGCAGUAACAAUGGGCAAGGUGACAAAAUCCAUGGCAGGUGUAGUUAAAUCUAUGGAUGCUACAUUGAGGAGUAUGAACCUUGAAAAGAUUUCUGCCUUAAUGGACAAAUUCGAACAUCAAUUUGAAACAUUGGAUGUUCAAACACAACAAAUGGAAGAUACAAUGAGUAGCACUACAACCCUAACAACACCACAGAACCAAGUGGAUAUGCUGCUUCAGGAAAUGGCAGAUGAAGCUGGCCUUGAUCUCAAUAUGGAGCUCCCACAGGGGCAGACAGGCUCUGUUGGUGCAAGUGUUGCUUCUACGGAGCAGGAUGAACUGUCACAGAGGCUUGCUCGUCUUCGUGAUCAAGUGUAACUUAAAUAACUGGUGCUUCUGUUUCCUCCACGUGUGUCUGAAACAGCCUCUGUGUUUGUAUGUAAAGUUGCACUCUAGUGAGAAAAACAUUAUACAUGCCAGAAUGUUUGAACAUUAUUUAUAUAUGAUGCUUUAUUUUGCCUUGUGUAAUUUGCAGUGCAUUAAGAAAUUCCAUGGAAUUUCCACAUUGGCAGAUUUUAUAAUUCGGAAUAUUAUUUGUAAAGGUGUAAGGGACAUAUUUUUGUAGAUGUCUUUGACAAAGCUAGCAUUAAUUUUCUUUAUAUUAUAUGUCUUCCUCAAAUAGUAGAGAAAACAUCUAGCACCUACUAACUAAAGUAAUUUUGUCAGAAUAAAGGCUUUGUUUUUAGGGAAUUUUCAGUCAUUGUGAUGAAAUGUGAUGUUGUAAAAAUAAAAACAAGGAAAGCAUGUUUAUUUAAUAUGUUUACAUAGCCCCAAGCGUCACAAAUAGGCUGUAUCAUUUUCUAUAGGACUUUUAAAAAUUAUUUUUAUUUUGUAUGUGAUUGUUUUGCCUGCAUGUAUAACUGUAAUAAUACUUGUGUGCCUGGUGC